AUAAAAUUGAAAUUAUUAUAUUUUUUAAAUGUCAAAUAAAUCAAAGGAAAUCUUGUUAGAUAACAACAAUAUGCUUUAAAAUUAGAAUUAAUUAAUAGAAGACAUUUGCAAUGUUUUAGAGUAAACAAAUCAAAAUGCUGCGAAUGUUCAGAAGGCACUUUUGGAAUAAUAAGAAAAAAUAGUGGUUAUUAGACAUGAAGUAUCAAUUAACUUUAAAAUUAGUGCAUUUCAAUAAGGACGAAGACAAGAAGAGUUGAUAAGCAAACAAACUAAAUUAUCAGGAGGGAAUUCUGCAUGAAACUAAUUCUCUAUCUAAUUGUAUUUCUACUAUUGGCAGCUAAUAUUGUUGUGCUGGCUAUCAAAAUAUCUAGAAAAUGAAAAUUACAUAAAAUUAAACAUAUAGAUA
Molecule: messenger RNA, 406 nt
Organism: Paramecium octaurelia
Lineage: Eukaryota; Ciliophora; Oligohymenophorea; Peniculida; Parameciidae
Source: the annotation of a GenBank genome assembly